AAGUGUUGUCGGGUGUGUUAUCAUCCUUUAAUAAUGAAUACUAUUUAUUCUUUUUAUCGCAUUUCGUUGUUCAGUCGUUCUACAAAAUUUCAAAACAAAAGUUUGUGUUACUAAUUCAAAUACUUUCUUUGGCCACGAAAAGAAAAUCUCCAGAACUGGAUGCGUUUUCGGUAAUUGAAUCUAACAUCCUAUUUACAAAAAUUAAGUCAAAAUGAAUUGGCGUGUAUCUAGCUGUUGUUGCUUUUCACUGAGAACGGGAACCUUACUUCUUGGAUAUUUCGGCGUGAUUAGCGGCAUAAUCGCAUCUCUUGGUAUUUUAUUUUCUCUACCGUUCAUUAAAGAUUGGGUACUUGAAGUUGAAAAGGAAAAUAAAUUAUUGACACCAGAAGACCUUGAAGCGCUUGUUAAAUACGUACAAAUCAUUUUGAUCAUAGUUCUGGUUCUAUGUGUCUUGAGUGUUCUAUUUAAUUUUUUAUUAUUGAUUGGCGUUUAUCAGGAAAAACCUAAAAUAAUCAAAAUUUGUGUAAUUGUUUCAAUUAUUAGUUGUGUAAUAAUAUUACUGGGAGCAGUUGUAUACCUUAUUGGAUCAUUUAUUAAUCCACAAUUGAUGGGAAGUUUUGUUAUAGAGUUGGUUGCAUUAGCUUUGCAAGUGUAUUUCACAAUGGUAUUCCAUAGCUAUUAUUUAGAAGUUAUAGAAAGUGUAUGUUCAAAAAGAGACGGUUCCAAUAUGCCCCGGGAACUCUAAAGAUUAUGAAUUAAAAAUUGGAUGAAUGCAGAAUUAAUUAAUUAAUUAUCAGAUGAUGGAAAGCUUCGUUAUCCGUAACAAUAUAAUAACAAAAUAACAGACUGUAAGGAGUUUGUAC
This is a messenger RNA of Chrysoperla carnea, 863 nucleotides long. RefSeq lists its product as uncharacterized. The transcript is spliced from 8 exons. Lineage: Eukaryota; Metazoa; Arthropoda; Insecta; Neuroptera; Chrysopidae. The record is from RefSeq and is a predicted model, not a curated record. The coding region runs from base 212 to 745 and encodes 177 amino acids.